Oryzias melastigma (Indian medaka) is the source of this 1514-nucleotide messenger RNA. RefSeq names its product AHA1, activator of heat shock protein ATPase homolog 1b (gene ahsa1b). Lineage: Eukaryota; Metazoa; Chordata; Actinopteri; Beloniformes; Adrianichthyidae. Bases 187 to 1221 code for a protein of 344 amino acids. Gene Ontology annotation, cellular component: cytosol. The record is from RefSeq and is a predicted model, not a curated record. Gene Ontology annotation, molecular function: protein-folding chaperone binding; ATPase activator activity. The transcript is spliced from 10 exons. Gene Ontology annotation, biological process: positive regulation of ATP-dependent activity; protein folding.
AACCGUUUUCCUUCUUCUACAAAGUUCCGUUUCCAGCAUUUUCUGCGCCCGGCGCAUAAACGCGGCAGCACCGUUGGAGGCUUCUAGAAGCAGCCGCGGCGUGUGGCGGAUCCUCACCGGCAGAAGGAGCUCGCAUUCGGACGUUCCGUCCAUCCCGAAGAGUUCGAGUCCCGUUAAUCCGGACAAAUGGCGAAGUGGGGAGAAGGAGACCCUCGCUGGAUCGUAGAAGAGAGAGCGGACGCCACGAAUGUCAACAAUUGGCACUGGACCGAACGAGACGCCACUAACUGGUCGACGGACAAACUGAAAUCUUUGCUGCUCGGGCUGAGCGUGGAAAACGAGGAGGGAAAGUGUGAGGUGACAGAAGUCAGCAAACUAGAAGGAGAAGCCUCCAUCAACAACCGCAAAGGCAAACUUAUUUUCUUCUAUGAGUGGAAUGUGAAAGCAGCAUGGACCGGAAAGUCUAAAACUGGAGUCAAAUACAAAGGAACCAUCGAGGUCCCUAACCUGUCUGAUGAAAACGACAUGGAGGAUCUCGCUAUUUCUGUGAUGAUGAACAAAGAUGAACCAGACACGCCGCUGCUGAACCUGAUGAAGAGGGACGGAGCCGAGAAAGUUCGCCAAGCGCUCGGAAGCUAUGUUGACUUCUUAAAAACAGAGUUCACUCAGGGGAUGAUCCUGCCUACAGCUAACGGCGUGUCAAAGGUGCAGUCUUCUUCACAAUCCAAAGCCAAGUUAGAUAAAACUCAGAUUAGCUCCAGCAGCAGCAGCACAGCUGCUCCCGUCAACACCGGCGUGAAGAUCCCCACCUGUAAAUUCAGCAUCAGAGACACAUUCCUCACCUCCCCGGCUGAUCUGUACAGAGUCUUUAUCAACCAGGAGAUGGUCCAGGCCUUCACGCACAGCUCUGCAGCCGUGGAGGCGGAGAGGGGGGGCAGGUUUCGCCUGCUGGACGGGAAUGUUUGUGGAGAAUUCACAGAGCUGGUUCCUGAGGAGAAAAUAGUUAUGAAGUGGAGGUAUAACAACUGGCCCUGCGCUGCUAGACCACAUGUGUCGCAUUCAAGGCCCGGGGGCCGGAUCCGGCCCUCCAGAACAUUACGCAACGAUCACGCUGACCUUCGUGGACCGCAGCAGCGAGACGGAGCUGAAGGUGGAGUGUCGAGGCGUCCCCGACAGCGAGGAGGAGCAGACGAAAGAGGGCUGGAAGAGAUACUACUUUGAAGCUAUUAAACAGACUUUUGGCUUUGGAGCGCGGCUCUUCUGAAGACUGCACUGUACAUGUUUCCUUUUCUGUUUGGAUUAUUUCAGAAGAUGUUCCCCUUCACUCUCUGCUGUUGCAUUCAUAGGACAAGUUGACUAAAAAAAGACGAGAGAGGAAAGUCUGUCACUUUGUGUGUACAAAUGUUUUAAUUUUGAACAUAUUUAAGAUUUUUGCGCCGUUAAUUCAACCUUCAGAGGAGCAAAGAUCUCCGUCUUUGGAAUAAAGUUUUUACGGAUGAACGGAAGGAAACGGA